Molecule: messenger RNA, 2903 nt
Organism: Somion occarium
Lineage: Eukaryota; Fungi; Basidiomycota; Agaricomycetes; Polyporales; Cerrenaceae
Source: the annotation of a GenBank genome assembly
GCUCGCCGGCGUGUUGUCAUGGUGAGUGUAUUGCUAUGUUGUUGGAAUGCCCGUGGAAAUGAAGAACUACUUCAUAAAAAUUUCAGACUGGAGGUCAGUAAGGGUCAGCUUCAAAUGCAGUGAACGCGGUUAGGGUCCGUAAUCGGGAUCGAUCAAUUUCAAUAGCCAUUUGUCCGACUCCGGGGCUCUUGCUUCAACUUGCUUAUCCACCAUUGACCAGUUGUCAGAAUGCGUUGCUGGUCUAACAAUUGAAAUCGUAUCCUUUCCGCAGACUUCGCUAUGUUUAUGAGCUGGUGCUCCAAAACAAAGUACACCGAAUAUCAAUCAUGGGAGUGCCCGUCACGGAUAACACUCCCGUUUAGAGGGCGCCGACGUCGCGGCCUGUCAGGCCCUUAUGCGAACUAUCUUCGCAGCCACAACAAAUCCACGUAAAAGGCCCGCAUGGCACUCUGGAGAUCCCUUCAACGCCCAUGAAGAGUGUCACUGGAGGUACGCUCUGUGUCGCACAAAGGUCGUCGUGUUGACGACUCUGCGGGACUUGCAAACAUCUGAGAUCUCGGAGAUGAAGAAGACAAUUAAGACUGUGCAGAAAAGAAAUGCGCUUGAGGCUUAAGUUCGACUUUUUUUUUGUUGUCAGGGGGAUAAGGCGCGGGCGCUGUUGAUGUGAGAACAAAACGAACCUGAAGCUACCGAUUUGGGCGUACAAACAGGGCCAACCCGCAUCACUCAACGUCGCCGGAAGGUUUUAUCAAUCCUCAGGCCUCGAUGGCGAUUGUUGUCCCAAACACGGUUAGUCGGUUCAUUGUUCCGUUUCUUCCUUUAAAACUCUCCUCCAGAGCUAUGUUGAACUUCAAUCCCGACCCUCUCGUGGCUCGCGCGGUCCUUGACCUUCUCCCUCCCCAGGUCCCUCCUCCCCCACGUUCUUUGUACAAGACACUCUCUUAAGUUACUGAAUUGAUCAUGUACGCCACUACGCUCUUUGUUGUUCUCGGACUCUGCGCCACCGCCCUCGUCAACGCCAUUCCCGUCUCGCAUCCUUUCUCUCACAACGCGUUCUCUAAGCGUGCCGGCAAUGGCAAGGCUGUCUUCGCCCAUUUCAUGAUGGGCAAUGCAUUCCCUUAUACCCAACAGGAUUUCGAAGAUGAUGUUAAACUUGCUUCUGCUUCCGGUAUCGAUGCUUUCGCUCUGAACAUCGGCACCGAUGACUGGCAACCUGGACAUGUCAAGAUGGCUUACGACGCUGCAGCAGCCUCUGGCACUGGUUUCAAGAUGUUCAUCUCGUUUGACAUGACCGUCUUGCCAUGCGGAUCGCCUGCUGAUGCGGCUGCCUUGCGCAACUAUGUGACUACCUACGCCGACCACCCCGCACAGUUCAAAUACGAUGGUCGUGUUUUCGCAUCGACGUUCUCCGGCGAGAAAUGUAGCUUUGGUUCUGGAUCUCCCCAGAAUGGUUGGAAAUCGCAGUUUUACUCCCAACUCAAUGGCAAUGUUUUCUUCGUCCCAGCGCUCUUCGCUGACCCUGGCAGUUUUCCUUCAUGGAGUGGUGCUAUGGACGGUGUCUUCAACUGGAAUGCUGGAUGGCCCGUGGAUUUAACUUCCUCCAAGGUCUCUUCCAUCCUUGGUGGUGUUGGCCUUCAUCUUGGCCCUCUCGUUAAAGCUGCUUUGAAUACUGCUUCUCAGACAUUGGCCAAGUUUGUUGGUUCCACCGAUUCUGACCAGUCGUGCAUCAACGGCUUGAAGGGCCUUUCCGCUAGCGGCGCUAAAGCUUAUAUGACUAGCGUUAGCCCUUGGUUCUUCACUCACUAUGGCGCUGACAGUUUCAACAAGAACUUCAUCUACUACGCCGACAGCCACCUUUACAAUACUCGUUGGGAGAGUGUCAUCCAGAACCGUGAUGAGUUCGACCUCGUCGAGGUUCUUACCUGGAAUGACUAUGGCGAGUCUCACUACAUUGCUCCUGUCAAGGGUGCCCAGCCCAACUCCCAAGCAUGGGUUGAUGGCAAUGCUCAUGAUGGGUGGCUUGAUAUGACCAAUUACUACGCUACUGCUUUCAAGACUGGCAAGUACCCUGAGAUCGCUCAAGAUGCCCUUUACGCUUGGGCUCGCCCCACCUCAACGAAUGCUAACGCCCCCGACCCCGUUGGCAAGCCUACCAAUGCGGAUACCAUGACCGAUGCCAUCCCGGUGUAACCAAGCUCCAACUUCCCCUCACUCCCGGCUCUACCAUGCACGCUACCCUCACUCGUAAUGGCCAAACUGUUGUCGAUCUAUCGCCCAAGGGUUUCACGUUCUCCGACAACCCCCAGAUCUUCAACUACAACGCUUUCGUUGCGUUCGCUAAAGCCAACUAAGCCAACUCGCCGUGGGACGACAAUCUCACAUUGGGUCAUAGACCUAGCGUCUACGACCUUGUGCCAUAGACGUGCCGUUUAGCACGACUUUCUCUUUUUCUCUCUUUUCUUCUUUCAUAUUCCUUUGAUACCUCCGGUGCUGACCCGCGGCGAGCUGUGCUUGACUUUUGUUACUUUGGAACCCGGGUCGGCCGUCAUCUUCGUUCAUCACCUCACUCGUCUGGAUGACGCGUCCAUACACUCACAAUCGGAAUCUGGGAUUUCUUAGUGCUGGAGUUGGUGUUUGUCGUUACUGUUGUUGGGCUGGUUCUCUCGUGAUGUGCCUGGUGUAUCAAUCGGUUUAAACUCGUGUAGUGUAAUCUUAGCAACGUACUCGCUGUAUUGUAGUAUCUUCAUGAUGCUUAUGCGUUCUCGUAUGCUCUGAAAUGUUUUUUAUAGCGAUGCUACACUGGCGACGUUCGAUAUUCUAUUGUAGAUGACUACUACACCUACCUCAUCGGGAUAGUAACAUUGAUCGCCAAGGAUGUCCCACGGGUGCUGAAAGUGAUCGGG